This is a messenger RNA of Apodemus sylvaticus (European woodmouse), 3673 nucleotides long. It is a transcript of the gene Pigr, whose product is annotated as polymeric immunoglobulin receptor. NCBI's taxonomy places the organism in Eukaryota, Metazoa, Chordata, Mammalia, Rodentia, Muridae. Gene Ontology annotation, molecular function: transmembrane signaling receptor activity. The transcript is spliced from 11 exons. The coding region runs from base 366 to 2720 and encodes 784 amino acids. Gene Ontology annotation, cellular component: plasma membrane. The record is from RefSeq and is a predicted model, not a curated record.
GCAAAAUAAGACCAAAUGCUAAGGGGACAUUCUGUCCCAUAUCCUGAAGCUGCAACAAUGGAGGAUCUACGUGUGACGGUGUCUCCCGGAGUACACGGGAGAACAAGUGGAGCCAGCCAGGAAAGCAAGGAUCUGUGGGAGUCACGUGUUCUGGCUGGCUACCUUGACUAUGGGACAACGGCCCUUUAAGAGCCAGGUGCGGGUCAAGCCCAGAGCUCAGUUUCAGUUUUAACAGCAGUCACCAGUGCCUUCCUGGAAGCUUCUAGAAGGGCAGGGGCACACACUGGCUGGCAGGCUGUACCCGAAACUGGAUCACCUGGAGAGAAGGAAGUAGCUAAAACGUCUCAUACAAGAAGUUAACCUGAAUGGCACCGCCCCCUUGGAAGCCACAAGCAAUGAGGCUCUCCCUGUUCACACUCUUGGUAACCGUGUUUUCAGGGGUCUCCACAAAAAGCCCCAUAUUUGGUCCCCAGGAUGUGAGUAGUAUAGAAGGUAACUCGGUUUCCAUCACGUGCUACUACCCCGACACCUCUGUCAACCGGCACACCAGGAAAUACUGGUGCCGACAAGGAGCCAGUGGCUCAUGCACAACCCUCAUCUCUUCCAAUGGCUACCUCUCCAAGGAGUACGCAGACAGGGCCAGGCUCGUCAACUUCCCAGAGAACAGCACGUUUGUGAUUAACAUUGAACAACUCACCCAGGACGACACUGGGAGCUACAAGUGUGGUCUGGGUGCCAAUAACCGAGGCCUGUCCUUUGACAUCAGCCUGGAGGUCAGCCAGGUUCCUGAGUUCCCAAAUGACACCCACGUCUACACAACAGACAUAGGCAGAAAUGUGACCAUCAAAUGCAAUUUCAAAAGGGAGAAUGCUCCUAACAAGAAAUCCCUGUGUAAAAAGACAGGCCAGACCUGCGAACUUGUCAUUGACUCUACUGAGAAUGUGAACCCCAGCUAUAAGGGCAGAGCAGACCUUUUUACAAAAGGCACCAGUCUAACAGAAUUCUAUGUCAACAUCAGUCACCUAAUGCACAGUGAUGCUGGGCUGUACGUUUGCCAAGCUGGAGAAGGUUCUAGUGCUGAUAAAGAGAAUGUUGACCUCCAGGUGCUAGAGCCAGAGCCAGAGCUGCUUUAUAAAGACCUGAGGUCCUCUGUGACUUUUGAAUGUGACCUGGGCCGUGAGGUGGCAAAGGAAGCCAAAUAUCUGUGCCGGAAGAAUAAGGAAACCUGUGAUGUGAUCAUCAACACCCUGGAGAAGAGGGAUCCAGCCUUUGAGGGCAGGGUCCUGCUGACCCCCAGGGAUGACAAUGGCCGCUUCAGUGUGUUGAUCACAGGCCUCAGGAAGGAGGAUGCAGGACACUACCAAUGUGGAGCCACCAGUUCCGGCUUGCCUCAAGAAGGCUGGCCCAUCCAGGCUUGGCAACUCUUUGUCAAUGAAGAGUCCACCAUUCCCAACAGUCGCUCCAUUGUGAAGGGAGUCACAGGAGGCUCUGUGGCCAUCGUCUGUCCCUAUAACCCCAAGGAAAGCAGCAGCCUCAAGUACUGGUGUCGCUGGGAAGGGGAAGGAAAUGGACGCUGCCCGGUGCUUGUGGGGACCCAGGCCAUCGUGCAAGAAGAGUACGAAGGCCGACUGGCACUGUUUGAUGAGCCAGGCAGUGGCACCUACACUGUCAUCCUCAACCAGCUCACCACACAGGAUGCCGGCUUCUACUGGUGUCUUACCGAUGGUGACUCUCGCUGGAGGACCACAAUAGAACUCCAGGUUUCUGAAGCUACAAAGAAGCCAGACCUUGAGGUGACGCCACAGAACGCAACCGCGGUGCUAGGAGAGACCCUCACCAUCUCCUGCCACUAUCCGUGCAAAUUCUACUCCCAGGAGAAAUACUGGUGCAAGUGGAGCAACAACGGCUGCCACAUCUUGCCCAGCCUCGACGAAGCUGCCCGCCAGUCUUCUGUGAGCUGCGACCAGAGCAGCCAGAUCGUCUCCAUGACCCUGAACCCAGUCAGUAAGGAAGAUGAAGGCUGGUACUGGUGUGGGGUGAAAGAAGGCCAAGCCUAUGGAGAAACUACAGCCAUCUAUGUAGCGGUUGAAGAGAGGACCAGAGGGUCACCCCACGUCAACCCAACAGAUGCAAACGCACGUGCAAAAGUGGCUCCGGAAGAAGGCGUAGUGGAAUCCUCUGUCAGCGAGAACGAGAACAAAGGUGUUCAGAACCCCAGGCAUUUUGCAGAUCAAAUAGAGAUACCAAAUGUGGGAGACCAAGUUCAAGAGAACAGAGCAUCUGGAGAUGCUGGCAGUGCUAAUGGACAAAGUACUAGUGGACAAAGCGGGAGCUCCAAAGUGCUGUUCUCCACCCUGGUGCCCCUGGGUCUGGUGCUGGCAGUGGGUGCUGUGGCUGUGUGGGUGGCCAGAGUCCGACAUCGGAAGAAUGUAGACCGCAUGUCAAUCAGCAGCUACAGGACAGACAUUAGCAUGUCAGACUUCAAGAACUCCAGGGAUUUUGGAGGCAACGACAACAUGGGGGUCUCUCCAGACACACAGGAAACAGUCGUCGAAGGAAAAGAUGAAAUCGUGACUACCACAGAGUGCACCGCUGAGCCAGAAGAAUCCAAGAAAGCAAAAAGGUCAUCCAAGGAGGAAGCUGACAUGGCCUACUCGGCGUUCCUGUUUCAGUCCAGCACCAUAGCUGCACAGGUCCACAACGGUCCCCAGGAAGUCUAGGGGGUGCUGACCACCCACCCCUGCCUGUGACAAUCAACUCGAGAAUCACGCUGAUCCCCUGGCAGCAGCCCACACUCACCCAUCACCUCGGCUCUUCCCUCCUGUCCUCAGACGUGUGCUGGUUCCUUCCUCGGCCAUUGAAGCCUGGCCCAGUUGUGCCUGUUUAGGAGAGAGUGUGCGGAGUUUUCUCUGUUAAGAGAGUAAAGUGGGAAUGAGGAGCUGAGCCUGAGAGACAUCUCUGAGAGGAGAGGGUUCAGAGUAGGGGCUCAUUUCAGCAGGGAAAGCCAUUUGAAGCCUCUUUCUACCCGUAUGAUAGGAUGUCGGUGUAGCUCUCCUCUCCCCCAUCUCUCCUUUCCUCUCUUCUUGAUUCAUACAACACAUCUGAAAACUCAAUAGACUUCAGUGCCUACUAAAUGCUGAGAGCCAGGCCAAGCCUUUCUAUAAACAUCACUGGAAGAGACGCCAUCGCCUCCCAGUCUUUUCUCUAAGCUAAGAAAGAUAUCAUUGCCAGGCACACCUCCUGCCUCUGUACCUCAUAGGAAACACAAGAAAUUCCCUCAGUCUAAGUCCUAUACAAGCCAUAAGGGCACCAUGAUUCUCAGAUAAGAAGAGGUUGUUUUUUCCUCAAGGGUACUCAGUGAGAUAAACUAGUGUCAAACCAGAGUAGCAACUCCUGGCUCUUGGUCCGGGAUCUGUCUUCAAGAGCUCUGCUCUUAUUAGAGGGAGAACUUUAGCAUGAGAAAAAGUAAGAGAAAACGACUUAAAUGGACUUGGUGGUGUGCUCCUGCAAUCCCAAUAUUAAGAAGUAAAAACAGGAUCAGAAGUUCAAGGUAAUCCUUGGCUACCUAGGGAGUUUAAGGCCAGCCUGGAAUACAUUGAGACUUGGUUUCAAAGAAAAAGGAGAAAGGAAUGUAAGGAGGAGGGGGGGAAAGAGGAGGAGAAGAAAAAAGAGG